Messenger RNA from Linnemannia hyalina, 1464 nucleotides. The record is from the annotation of a GenBank genome assembly. Lineage: Eukaryota; Fungi; Mortierellomycota; Mortierellomycetes; Mortierellales; Mortierellaceae.
AUGCCGCUUCGACCGCCUGGGGGGUUCCAGUAUACCCCUCCUGUCGCUGGUAUUGGACCUGAAAAGUGGGCGGAUUUCGGGGUCAGUCCGGAUUAUGAGUGGGGGAAUGUAUCUACGACGUUUGAUCUGUUCAAUUGGCCGGGGACUUCGGAGCUGUAUCAAGCGCGGAUUGGGAAUACAACCGUUGGUACCAUCCAAUUGUCCUUGCUCACUUCUACCGCAGGAGGGCCUGCCACGUUCACCAACGUGGCAAAUUAUACCCUUAAUCCUGAUGUUCACGGAUACCCGAUGAAGGUCGCGUAUGCAAACAGUUCGAUUUACCAACUCGGCAGGCUGAUAACAGACAAGAGGACAGGAGAGUUUGGCUAUUACCUGACACGGAUUCCUCUCGACUCCACAGCCAGAGGCGCCUCAGGGUUCACACUUCCAACAGGCCUUGUGGCCUACGAUGCCUCGGCCGUCCAAAGCUGUCAGAUGGAGACGACAAAGAUCUGGUAUUCGUCGCCGCAGGCAACCCUUUACGUUCUCUGCUCUAACGGCGACAAAGCCCUCAGCAAACGCUCCAACAUCAGCACCGACAGUGCCCAACUGUACAUCCAACCCAUCGACAGAAACGACUCAAGUGGCGUGUGGGCCUAUCUAAGCAGCUCCCAUAGAGACCAAUACGGCGUCCUGAUCGACCCUAUAUCCGGCAGCCUCGAUCCACUUCAAUACUCACCAUACCUCCCUGUCACCAUCCCAGACCCCUAUGGAGAGGAUCGAAAUGCAGGCACCCCUUCAACAAGUUUCGUGGAGGAACACCUCUCGCUCGUCAUCGCAGGAGCUGUGAUCGGCUUUCUUUUGGUCCUGGCCGCGAUAUGCUAUAUCCCCUUCCGACGGCGGUGGCGACGGAGCUGGCGCGGAAAAUGGGGUAUCUUCAAAACACAGACUUGGCCACGGUGGAUGCGAAAAGUGCGACUGAAACUCAUCGACCUCUUGAAGGAAAAGGAAGACGCCGGCAGAGGCGAUCGGGAUGCGGAAGGCAAGGCGUUGCAAGGAAAGAGAGACGUCUCCAAGGACAACGAGGACGGAUUCAAUAACACCAAGUUCGAAGAGCACUUAAUGGACAGUCUGGAAGGCCUGGAGGGCUGUGAUAAGAUUCUGGUUACGGUUGACAUGGACCUGAGUGGUCUCGAGAGCUCGCUGACGACGAUGGAUGUGGCGACAGGAUACAUGAGCGACGUCAGACUAGAAGCUCACCCUCGCCCGGGUGUUGUUACUUCCUUGGCCAUUUCUCAGAGUGGUAAUAGUAGCAAUGAUGGUUCAACGUCUUCUUUCGGAGAUGGGGAUUCUCCACCGCCACCAGAGUACCCCACCCUUGCGACACCAUCCGCUCCUCCAAUAUCCACCUCCUUUGAAGACACUAUUAGUAUACCACAACCAAUCACCACCAUCCAAAUCCAAGUCCCCUCACAAAUCCCCUGA